Messenger RNA from Emys orbicularis (European pond turtle), 1162 nucleotides. RefSeq names its product DnaJ heat shock protein family (Hsp40) member C18 (gene DNAJC18). Gene Ontology annotation, molecular function: Hsp70 protein binding. The transcript has 8 exons. The record is from RefSeq and is a predicted model, not a curated record. Lineage: Eukaryota; Metazoa; Chordata; Testudines; Emydidae. Gene Ontology annotation, cellular component: endoplasmic reticulum membrane. Gene Ontology annotation, biological process: cellular response to misfolded protein. Bases 26 to 1099 code for a protein of 357 amino acids.
GUCCCCCUCCUCCCCCCCGAACAACAUGGCGGGGCUGGGCAGCGGGGAGCGCUGGGCCGAAGCCUUAAUUGACGCGAUCAGAAGGAAUGCAUGCCCAACAGAGGAAAACAGUGAGAGUUCUGACUUCUGUGCUUGCAGCGACUGUAUGAGAGGGAAGAAGGAGAAGUGCGACAAUGAGAGGGGUCAAGCAGGCUCUGGAGAAGCUAGUGUGACUUACACAGAGGAGCAGUUGUAUGGAGUACAAAGAAUAAAGAAGUGUAGCAAUUAUUAUGAAAUUUUGGGAGUUGAGAGAGAUGCCAAUGAGGAGGAUUUGAAGAAAGCUUAUCGAAAACUGGCCCUUAAAUUUCACCCUGACAAGAACUGUGCUCCUGGAGCAACAGACGCUUUUAAAGCAAUAGGCAAUGCUUUUGCCAUUCUGAGCAACCCUGAAAAACGAUUACGAUAUGAUCAAUUUGGGGAUGAGCAAGAGACUUUCAGCACUCCCCGGGCUAGGAAUUAUGAUUAUUACAGGGAAUUUGAAGCAGACAUCACACCAGAAGAAAUAUUCAACAUGUUUUUUGGUGGGCACUUCCCUACAGGAAAUAUUCAUACGUUUUCAAAUGUAACACCAGACGCCCACUAUUAUCGGCGGCGACACCGAAAUGAGAGAGCCUGGACGCAGGACAAAGAGGAGGAAGAGAACAGGCCUCAGAAUACGUACUCUGCAUUUAUUCAGUUGCUGCCGGUUUUGGUGAUCAUAGUUUUGUCAGUUAUAACUCAGCUGAUGGCCACUAAUCCACCGUACAGCCUGUUCUACAAAUCGUCCAUAGGCCAUACCGUCCCUAGAGAAACACAAAACCUGCAGGUGCCUUAUUAUGUUGAUAAAAACUUUGAAAAUAGUUAUAAAGGAACAGAACUUCAAGAGCUAGAGAAAACCGUUGAAAAGGAUUAUAUAGACUAUAUCCAGACCAGCUGCUGGAAGGAGAAACAACAAAAAUCCGACUUGUCGAAUUUGGCCAGAUUAUACAGAGAUGAGCGAUUAAAACAGAAAGCAGAGUCACUGAAACUUGAGCACUGUGAAAAGCUCUCCAAUCUUAUUGGACUACACAAGGGGGGCUGAGUAGGCCAGACAAAUGCUGGGUUAUUUAUUGCUGUUUUAACUUGUUUCUAUUUUCCUUUGUAU